This is a messenger RNA of Thyridium curvatum, 879 nucleotides long. RefSeq lists its product as uncharacterized. The transcript has a single exon. The coding region runs from base 1 to 879 and encodes 292 amino acids. The record is from RefSeq and is a predicted model, not a curated record. NCBI's taxonomy places the organism in Eukaryota, Fungi, Ascomycota, Sordariomycetes, Thyridiales, Thyridiaceae.
AUGUCCAAGCCCUGGAUCCUGGUCUGCCCAUCCAGCCGGGGCAUAGGCCACGCCCUGACCCGGCACCUCCUCCAGCACACCCGGGCCCCCGUCCUCGCGACCGCCCGCGCCUCCUCCGCCGAGCAGCAGUCGUCCCUGCGCGACGCCCUGCUGCGCGGCCUGCCCCCCUCGGCCCGGGACCGCCUGCACCUCGCCCGCGUCGACGUCACGGACGAGGCCACCGUCCGGUCCGCGGCCGAGCAGGCGGCCGCGCUCUUCCCGCCGGGGCCGCGGGGUCACCACCUGCGCCUCGCGCUGGCCGUGCCGGGCAUCCUGCGGCCCGAGAGGGCGCCCGCGCAGGUCGACGCCGAGGCCGCGCUCAUGACCUACCGCGUCAACGCGCUGGGCCCGCUGCUGCUGAUGAAGCACUUUGCCGACUUCUUGCCGCGGCGCACGACGGAGCUGCUGCCGCCUCCGGAGCCAGAGCCACGGGAGGAGGAGGAGGAGGGCGAGGGAGGCAAGAAGAAGAAGGACUUGGUCGUGCUGCCGCCGAGGGCCGUGUGGGUCAACAUGUCGGCGCGGGUGGGCUCCGUGAGCGACGACAGGCAGGGCGGCUGGUACAGCUACCGGUCCAGCAAGGCGGCCGUCAUGAGCCUCUCGCGCAGCUUCGACCACCAGCUGCGGGCGCGCAGUGGCGACCGGGCCAUGGCCCUGUCGUAUCACCCGGGCACGGUCAAGACGGAUCUCAGCAAAGGGUUCUGGGAGAGCAGCGCCGAGAAGUACAGGUUGCUUGAGCCAGAGGAGGCGGCCGAGUAUAUGCUCGAUGUAGUGACGAGGAAGGUCGGAUUAGAGGGGAGAGGGAAGUGUUUCGACUGGAAGGGCGAGGAGAUUCAACCAUAA